AUGACAAUCCCCAUCCUUUUUAUUAAUCCAGCACUCACUGAUGAGCAAAUGGCUCUCCGUAUUCGGCAUUCAAGUAGCGGAAGUACUAGAAACACUGAAAAGAGCAAUAAUAUGCUUCAACAACAAUUUCAGCAUUAUUCAUCCAAAGUGCCAAUAAGUCCUAGUGGGAUUUCCCGAAUGGAUGUUUUGAGUGAACGCAUUUAUGACUUUCAUCAAAAUACAGAGCAAAAUCAAAUGCAAUUGAAUCGCAAACUGCUUUUGCGUGAUCAACUUUAUUAUGCUAUAUCACCAAUAUUUCCAUGUAUUUUCUUUAAAUUUAUUUCUUUUAACAAUGUCUUUUUAGUGUGUGGUUUGUAUAUUGUUGGCUCUUCACUGAAUGGUUUCGGCACUUUACGUUCCGAUUUGGAUCUUUGUUUAAUGAUUACAAAUAGAGAUAUUGACCAAAAAAGUGAUGCUGUUGUUGUUCUUUCUUCUGUUAUGCGAACACUGAAAACUACAAUGUUGGUUGUUGAUCAACAAUUAAUUCCAGCUAAAGUGCCAAUUCUUCGAAUUAAAUGUGGGGGUGCUUUCUCUGAUAUUAUUGUUGAUUUAAAUGUUAAUAAUUCUGUGGCAAUUAGGAACACUCAUUUACUUUGUUAUUAUAGUGCCUUUGAUUGGCGUGUUCGUUUAAUUGUUAUGGUUGUUAAAGAAUGGGCAAAAUGUCGAAACAUAAAUAAUGCAAGCCAAUCGUCGUUCACUUCUUACUCGCUUGUUUUAAUGGUUAUUCAUUAUUUACAAUGUGGGGCUAAUCCUCCAGUACUUCCUUCACUUCAAAUGUUAUAUCCUAAACGUUUUUCUGAAAAAAUUGAUGUUCGUCUUCUUAAUGUUUCGCAACCAUUGGAUCCUCUUCCAAGCCAAGUUUGGAAUUUUGAUCAACGACUUUCUCUUGGAGAAUUACUUCUUGGAUUUCUUCAUUAUUAUGCUUAUGAAUUUAAUUUUGAAACUGACGCAAUAAGUAUUCGAAUGGGACGGAAGAUGGAUAGAGCACAAGCGAUGCAGAAUCAGUCUCCAUUCAAUACACUUUCUCAAUGGCAUUGUAUUUGUAUUGAAGAGCCAUUUACAUUAAGCAAUGCUGCUCAUUCAAUUUAUGAUGAACGUAUUUUCCAAGAAAUUAAAAAGACUUUUGCUGACAGUUAUCACGAUUUGGACAAACAUAGAGAUUUGGAUCGUUUUCUUAGCGAACUUCCUCUUCAAAUUCCAACAAUUCCUGUCAAUUCUUCUCCUCCUUUAUUAAAUGGUUGUAAUAAUGGUAGUGGUGGUUGCGAACCAAUUACUAAAACAGAAACGACGACAGAAAUUGAGAAUAAUUCAAGUGACAAUAAAUUGCAACGAGGGGAAUUAUCACCUUGA
Molecule: messenger RNA, 1389 nt
Organism: Meloidogyne enterolobii
Lineage: Eukaryota; Metazoa; Nematoda; Chromadorea; Rhabditida; Meloidogynidae
Source: the annotation of a GenBank genome assembly